This is a messenger RNA of Fomitopsis serialis, 762 nucleotides long. RefSeq lists its product as uncharacterized. The record is from RefSeq and is a predicted model, not a curated record. NCBI's taxonomy places the organism in Eukaryota, Fungi, Basidiomycota, Agaricomycetes, Polyporales, Fomitopsidaceae. The transcript has 2 exons. Bases 1 to 762 code for a protein of 253 amino acids.
AUGCGUCAGACAGGAUUCUCAGACGGCUCAGACAUCCCAUCAGACAACCCAGCUCGCUCGCACCCACUCGUUGUGUUCGUACUCGGCGGCCUGGCACCUUCUCGGGAUGAUCGCUGGCUGGACAUCCUCGCCCGCUCCCCCGCCCUCGAGCGCCUCAGCCUCCACUACGGCCCCCGCCUUGCCGCCACCCCCUGGUGCCUCCCCGACGGCCCCAUCCCCAGGCCCCGCGACCGCAAGCUUGCCGACCUCGACGUCAGCCACUCAUGCACCCUCCACACCUUCAUCGCCCCCACCGUCCGCAAGCUCCACCUCGAGCUCGGCUUCGUGGAUAGCCCGCAGGACUACACGCCCUUCGUCGACAUGCUCGUCACCACGCCCGACCCCGCCGCCGUGCUCGACCCCACCACGCUUCACGAGCCGCUCGCCGCAGGCGCAGGCGACGUGGGCCCGGGGAAGGCAAAAGCGAAGGAGGGCUCGAUAUUCCCGCAGCUUGAGGACCUCACCGUCGCGUCGCUUGCGAGCUGGCACGCGCUCGCGCUCCGCUGCGGCGUGAUGUCGACGUCCUCGCGGGUGCGGCGGCCCCGCCGUUCCUCGCCGUCACCGUCUAUAACACCGGGCGCGUGUACGCUGCAGUUUGACGGGCCGCGCGUCGUGGCGGGGCGCGGCGGACGUCCCGGGAAACUGAGAAGCGGGAACGGGGACGGGAAUGGAACGGGGGCGGGGUGGUGGGGACGCUGGACCCGGAGCUCUUGCUGGAGAUGA